Messenger RNA from Fonsecaea nubica, 1572 nucleotides. RefSeq lists its product as hypothetical. Gene Ontology annotation, molecular function: monooxygenase activity; oxidoreductase activity, acting on paired donors, with incorporation or reduction of molecular oxygen; iron ion binding. The coding region runs from base 1 to 1572 and encodes 523 amino acids. The transcript is spliced from 5 exons. The record is from RefSeq and is a predicted model, not a curated record. NCBI's taxonomy places the organism in Eukaryota, Fungi, Ascomycota, Eurotiomycetes, Chaetothyriales, Herpotrichiellaceae.
AUGGCGCUUUCCACGCCGCUGACCCAGCACGCGGCCAUCUCGCCCGUCUACCUCGCCGCAGCGGCUUUCCUCGGUCUCGUCCUCUACCUGUUCGUCCAGAGCAAGCGGGCCGGUCUCGACCAUGUCCCCGGUCCCUGGCUGGCCAAGUACACCAACCUGUGGCGCGGGUACCAGGCGUGGCGGCUCAACCACCACAAGGAGGCCGUCAACAAUUACCAGAUCAACAUGAUCGGCCGGUACGGGGACGUGGUGAGGAUCGGACCGAAGCAUGUCCUCGUCUAUGACCCUGAGGCGAUUGAUACGAUUUACGGCUUCAGAGAACGUCUGGAUAAGGGUCCCGGAUACCAAGUCUUUGUCAUGACCGGCACGGACCAGACCGCUCUGGUCAGCAUCAAGGAUGAAAAGACGCACGGAAUGUACAGGCGACCCAUUGCCCACGCGUAUUCUCUGUCCUCUCUAAAGGGCUACGAGCCGUACAUUGACGAGACGAUCGAAAAGUUGAUCAAGGAGCUCGAUAAGCAUGACGCCGAUGGCACGCCGAUCAACAUGACUCGUUGGCUUCAAUACUGGGCCUUUGAUGUCAUGUCCAAGAUCUCGUUCGGUGAGCCACUCGGCUUCCUCGACCACGGCUACGACUUCAACGGCAUGAUCCAGGCACAGCGGGAGAACUUUCGAUACAUCAGCGUGGCCAACAACUUCCCGCUGCUCGACACACUGACCAAGCGCAACCCCUUCCUCAAGCUCGUCACGCAGAAGCCGAGCAUGUUCUUCACCUUUGCACGACGCGUGGUCAGCGAGCGUCUGGCCAAGGCGUCCAAGGACCCCGAGGCGCAGUCGGCGUCGCGCCGCCACGAGGACCUCCUGGGGAGCUUCAUCGCGGCGAGAAAGGCGUACCCACUCAUGACGGACCUGCGCAUCACCCAUCUCACGGCCACCAAUGUGCUCGCGGGGGCCAACAACAGCGCCCGCGCCAUGGACGCCACCAUCCACUGGCUGACGGAGCACCCGGAAGCGCAGGAGCGGCUGAACCAGGAGAUCCGCAGCGUCAACAUGGCGGCCAUGAAGGAGGUCGACACCGAGGGCCCCGCGGCGCUCGAGCUGGCCCUCAAGAUGCCCUACCUCGACGCCGUCAUCCAGGAGUCGUACCGUCAGUUUGGCGCCCCGGCCAACAACCUCGAGCGCGUCGCCGGUCCCGCGGGCCUGACGUUGCCCAACGGCACCCAUCUGCCACCCGGCACCGUCAUCGCCAUGAACGCCGCGUCCAUGGCGAUGCUGCCCCACGUCUUUGGCAAGGACGCCCGCGCCUUCAACCCGGAGCGCUGGAUGCGGCAAGCCGGCGAGACCGAGGACGAGUUCCGCGAGCGCAAGGUCCGCAUGCACCGCUCCAUGCUGGUCUUUGGCCACGGCAGCCGCAGCUGCAUCGGCAAGAACAUUGUCCAGCUGGAGCUGUACAAGAUCUGGGCCACGCUGUUGAGGAUUUAUAAGUUUGAACCCGCCGACGUCAAACUCCACCAGGUCAUGACGAUCCCGCGACGACGAGAGCAGCGCACCGAGAAGUCGGUCGAGAUUUGA